UUGAUGCGACCGGUGCACGGCGCGAAACCGUGGCCACUCCUCGGCACAGGGGUUGAUUCCUCCGGACACGCGGACCUUUCCCGGCCGGGGGUGACUUUUCAAAUCUAAUUAUUCGAUUCGAGUGCUCGUGUUAACGGAAAAUCAAGUUGUCCGAGUUAGUGCUCGGUCUUGCGACGACACUCUCGACGCAGUGCAGUGUACUUGAUUUGUGUCAAUCCUUCUGACAAUCUUUUGCAUUGAUUUUUACAUAUUUUUUCUACAUUAUCAUCGAUGUCCUCGUGAUCAUCGAGUAAAUUCGAUAUUUAUCUUUUCUCUUCAAUUAUAAGACUGUGCGCUUCUUUCAAAACUUUCCCUUCUUGACACAUUGAAGAAUGGCGGGUAAUAGCGUUCCGGUCUUAUUGGUCACUGCAAAUGUUGGCAGUAUUUUCGAGGAGCCUAGCGUGAUGUUAAAAAUUUGGACGGAAGAAUUUUUAUCUACUAUACUGAGGUUGGAUCCAAAAUUUAUUGCACUGCACUGCCAAGAAGUAGGUGGAAAAAAUUAUGAGCACAGUACCAGACAAGUGGAAGAUUUUGUUAGAUUAUUAAUGUCUUCCGAAGAAUUAAGGCUGUUUGAUAAAAUUAGAGUAUUCUUAGAUGAAGAUUAUUCAUCUGCUGAACAUUUUACGGCACUUGGAAAUUUUUAUUUUGUGCAUGAAUCUUUGAAAAACGUUUUAUUAUGGGAUUUCCAAGAAUGUACUUUUAUAUCCGUAAAUGGAAAGGAAGUUCAUUCUGGUAACAUAGAAGCAGUCACAACCAAAGAAAAAGCUAAGUUUCCUCAGGAAUUCUUUCCAGAAUGUAAAUGGUCUAGAAAAGGAUUUUUAAGGACACGAUGGAGUAUUAGUGGAACAGUUUUUGAUCUCAUAAAUAUACAUUUAUUUCAUGAUGCCAGUAAUUUUAUUGCUAUGGAAACAUUUCCAUCCGUAUAUAGUAAGACGCGUAGAAGAGCACUCGAGCAUACAUUAGAUAGGUUUCAUAAUGAUAAAUAUUCAAAUGUACCAUAUUUUUUAUUUGGAGACUUUAAUUUUAGGACAGAUACAGCCGGUGUAAUUAAAAAACUUACGGAAGAUACUCAAGAGAGAAGAUUAUCAAACAAAGGAAGCAUUUCAAAGCUACAAUUUCAUAAUAAAGACGAUGAUCUCAUAUUAACAUUAGGAAAAAAAGAAUUUUCUCAUUAUGAGCAUCAGAAUGUUUUUGUGAAAAAUAAUGGACAAUGGCUACGUGAAUAUGAUAGAGAGCUGGAAGACUUUGAUGGAAGAUUAUUUGAAUUUCCGAUUAAAUUUGUACCCAGUUAUCCAUUUGAAGAAGAUAUCAAUGAAGGUUCAAAUUAUAUGCAAACAAGAGUACCGGCUUGGUGUGACCGUAUUCUAUUGAAUCCUACCGCUAAAAUGCUAGUCCAAGAUAUAUCAUCACCUGAUACUGUAGAAUAUGGAAUAAUAGGUCCAACAAUUUGUAUGGGCGAUCAUAAGCCAGUCUAUUUGAGGGCUAAUCUCAUCGUGGACGAAGGUAUGAUAAACUGCUGCAGCUUGCCGAGUGCACCUGAGUUUUGCUUUCGAGUGCCAAACAAUUACGUGGAAUUGUUAUCCAUGUUGCCUGAUUACAGUAGUUGCGUUAGCGGACGAGUCAAUUACACGGAUCGUUCAACUAAUCUGUUGCACGCAGCACCCAUUAAGCAUGAUCCUUAUACCCCGGAUAGUAUGGACAGUCCGAGUCCAAAUGCUAUAAUAAUACCUUCGAGUGAUGCUCCAGAUAUAGACAUAGAUAUGAACAAUACAUCUAUGUCACAUUUUGCACAGACAUCGAAUAUCAGACGCUUGGACAGAGCUGUGUCACCAGCUCUCUUGAAAUCCAAAUUAGAACUAAUUGUUCGGAGUAAAGGACAGGAGACGGAUAUAGAUCAAGAUACGAUCGAUAUUAAAAAAAGUCCUAGUGAUUAUUGUUUACAUUCGUGGUCCAAUUCCGAAGAACAACAAUGGACUGCAAGAACGAAUAGAUGUAAUAGCGAUGUAUCUUGGCAAAGAUCUCAUCUGUUAACUGAAGCUUGGAUUCAAGGUAAAGGACAACAAGGAUAUCAUUCUUUUGGAGAUUUUAUCAAUCGAUCGUCCUUAGAUUCAACUCCACCAAAUGGUGAGGGUUUGCCUUCAGAUUUAAUUAUACCAAGAAUAUCAAUUAUAAAUGCUAGCAAUUUUGAAUCAAACGAGAGUUCUGUAUACUUACAUGACGAUAAAUAUAGUAAUUAUUCAGAUAAGAAACUGAGCACUUAUUCAGACGACCGAACAAAGAGCUUGAGUGGUGAAGCAUUUAGUUCAGAAAAGUCGGAUGAACUUUGUGACAAAACAGAUGACGAGAGCAACAGACUGAAUUUGAAUACGAAAAAAAUAGGAAUCAAUGAAAACUUAUAUUUGCAAAAUAUAAGUGAGCUUAUAACAAAACAAGACAAAGAUUCUUGUACAAUGAUAGUUAGUACAAAUCUCUUUCAAACGGAAAAUAAAUUGAGUAAAAUGAACGAAGAAAGAAUGUUUGAAGAUAGAGAGAAACGUUUAAAUGAAAUUAUAGAUACUUUACAAAAUAUAGAAGAUAAUAAUAGCAAAAAUCAGUAUGCAUUUGAAAAAAAUGAUGCACUGGUCGAUAAUAUUAGUAUUAAAAAUAAAACUAUAAUUUCAGAGACAACAUUAGAAAAUGAACAAACUCCUGAAGUAUUAAAAGAAACAAGUCAUCUUGGAAUAAAUAGAAUGAAAGUUAAAAAAAUCUUUGUCUCAAAAAUAAAGAAAGAAAUAAAAUUGGAGCAAAAUAAAUGUAAUGAAACAAAUGUAUGUAUAAAUGUAAAAGAUAUUGAUGCAGGAAUUAAACAAGCUGAAAUAUUAAGAUUUGAUAGCAAAAAUGAAAUAAUAGGUUCACAACAAGUUACAAGAAGCAAUUCUGUACAAAGUCAAAACGAUAAUACAGAGGACAUUAAGUUAAAAGCAUAUAAAUCUGAUGCAGAAAGUUGCAAGGAUAAUAUCAUUAGAAAAGAAAACGUGAUGAACGAGAAGUCCGAAUCUGGUACGAUGUCCAAUUUGAGCAGUCGUGAAAUAUUCAACAAUAUCAAUGACAACCAUGGCAACAACAAUAACAACGGCACGACAACCAUUACAAGAUAUAUUCAUAUUAAACAUGCAGAUUCGUCGGUUAAAAUAUUCCGAGAAACAACCGUUUGAUAAUUCAUAUAGAUUUUCCUUACAGACAACUAUUUCAUGUUAUGUGGGAAAAUAUUUCGUGAAGUUAUGGUUAUGAAAUUGCGAUACAACUAAUCUUCGCACAGAUUUAACCACAUCGUUUUUAAAAUAUAUUGAUAAUUGAAUAUCAUUAUUUAAUUCGAAUACUUCGAUUAUCGAUUUUAAUAUAUCGAUUAUACUGAAAGAAUAAUCGUAAAUCAUUAGGUGAACUCGCGUAUAAAUGAACUUACGUGAUUCACUAAAUUGAAUACGAAAUAAUGUAAUACAAUUACAAAAUAUUUCGCUUAUAACGGAUGAUCGACGAAUAUCCGUGCAUAUCGUCAGUAUGAACUGUUUUUCGCGCGUGUAUAUGAAAGCUUUGGGUAAGUUUACAUGAAACUCAAAAUACACUAUUAAUGAUCCAUAAUUCAAAGUACGUCCUAUUGAACUAUACGAUAGAGAUGUUAGCAUGGAAAAAAGAUGAAACUUUUUCGAGAAUUGUUAUUGAGAUGAAACAUAUAUCACAUGUGCAAUUAUCAUAUUUCAUUUGUUAAGUGUUUUGGUGUUCCUACGCUACAUUCUUUCGAAUAGUUCUUCCUUUAAGAUCUUGUAAAGAUAUUUGCAUAAUUUGAUGAUGACAAAGAUUCACGAUAGAGAAAACGUUUUCAUGAGAGAUCGUUUGUUGUGAUAUUACCGUGGUACCUCAUUUUGUUGAAAAUCGCGAAAGCUGAAAGAAUAGUAUUGCGCUACGAUUGCUGCCAAUAUCGGUUCCAUUUCACCUUUUGCGAUGUGAUUCAAUUAUAAUCGAUGUGUUAUAUUUUUGAAUUUCGUUGCAAAAAGUUAAUGAGAAUCAUUUGCAAAAGAAUGAUUACGUAUGAAGUAAAAAAGUAGAAAAUAAUCCGUUUCUAAUUCUAAAAACCUCGUGCGUAAUAAUUCUGUUGCAAUUUUGUAAUAUGCACGUCAUUUUCUAUUUCUACAUUAUGUCGAGUUCCAUUAAUGAAAAGAUUCCUCUUAUC
Apis dorsata (giant honeybee) is the source of this 4246-nucleotide messenger RNA. RefSeq names its product inositol polyphosphate-5-phosphatase A (gene 5PtaseI). Lineage: Eukaryota; Metazoa; Arthropoda; Insecta; Hymenoptera; Apidae. Gene Ontology annotation, biological process: phosphatidylinositol dephosphorylation. Bases 372 to 3233 code for a protein of 953 amino acids. The record is from RefSeq and is a predicted model, not a curated record. The transcript is spliced from 12 exons. Gene Ontology annotation, molecular function: inositol-polyphosphate 5-phosphatase activity.